AUGUCUUCACCUCAGCUCAUUCUCUUCAUUCUAGCUCUCGUUGACUUGGUUCUUGGUGGACUCAUCUCCAAUUGCUUUAUACUUACAGUGAUUCUCAGGGAAUGGAACAAAAACAGAAGCCUUGAUUCCAGUGAUCAGCUUUUUCUGAGCCUGGUUGUGACCAAUUUGUGGGCAACUGUGUUCCUCAUUCCCAUUUGCAUCAAUGACUACAUCAUCCCCAUGUUCCCCAAGCGUUUGGGAGAUCAAAUAAUAUACCCUUUCGGUGAUUUUAUUGCCAUCUCUAGACAUUGGUUCACUGCUUGCCUCUGUGUUUUCUAUUACAUCAAGAUUGUGAAUAGCACCCAGUCCUUCUUCCUUUGGUGCAAACUGAGGAUAUCUUGGCUAGUACCACGACUUAUUGCAGGAUCUCUAAUUGUUUCCUCAUUUCUUGGCAUAUUUAUGUCAUUGUUUACUCUUAGAAAUAUCCAAAGCAACACAACAAUGAUUGACACAAAAAGGAAUGAAGACAUGUCACACUAUCGUAGGACUGAUGUUCAUAAAAUAGUAUUUUUAAUUGUUGGCUCUGGUUCCCCUCUUCUCGUGAUCUUGAUUUGCUCCAUCCUAGUUGUUGUCUCCCUCUGCAGACACAUGUACCGGAUGAAGUGCUUACAUCUUGCUGCUAGGUAA
Molecule: messenger RNA, 666 nt
Organism: Anolis sagrei ordinatus
Lineage: Eukaryota; Metazoa; Chordata; Lepidosauria; Squamata; Anolidae
Source: RefSeq, a predicted model, not a curated record